Messenger RNA from Mya arenaria, 3191 nucleotides. Its product is annotated as MICOS complex subunit MIC60-1-like. Gene Ontology annotation, cellular component: MICOS complex. The coding region runs from base 67 to 2322 and encodes 751 amino acids. The transcript has 13 exons. The record is from RefSeq and is a predicted model, not a curated record. Lineage: Eukaryota; Metazoa; Mollusca; Bivalvia; Myida; Myidae. Gene Ontology annotation, biological process: cristae formation.
GAUGUACGAUUUCUUUCGGUUAAUUUAUUGGGAACCAGUCCGUCAUUGCAGUGACCGGCUGACAAGAUGUGGAAAUCUAGUGCAAGAGCUGUCACCUCGAGACUAAGGUGUCAUGCUGCGACAACCAGUUUACAUCAAAAUGGAGGUGUCUCUUGUUCAAGACCAACAGCUCUUUACAUAUUGGAAAAAUCCGCCUUACAAAACAGUUUUAUGAUAGGGCCAUAUCGAUGCAUAUCUGUCGGCCCACAGCUCUUGAAGGAAGAAAACCAGCAAAGCAACACACCGCCAUAUUACCCACCCCCAGAAAAAAAGGGAAGCAAGCUUAGAAGUCUUAUUAAUGUACUGUUUGGAGCCACGCUGGUUGUGUUGGGAGUGAAGGCGUACACCACUUACGUUCCAGAGGAAGGAGAAAAGAUUAAGAAAUACCUUGAUGAGCAAAUGCCUGAAAGCGUCAUGAAAGGCCUCGUGUACAUCUUCCCAGAUAGUCCUAGCAUACCUGCUCCUGUCAUCUCAGGGGACGAGACUAGGCAGAAUUUCCCUAAACAUUCGGGUAGAGACGAGCAUGGUAAUCUCCUGCCGAAGUUGAGAAUGUCAUCUUCAGACACUCCUGCCUUGCCUUCCUCUUCACAAUAUGAGCAAAAGGAGAAAACAGAAGAGGAUCUUAAGGUUGAACAAAAACUUAGAGAGAAAGCAGAGAUUCAGCAGAAGGUAGCAGAAAAAGAGGCUAAAAUCGGUGCCCAAAACGCCGGCCUGGAGUUAUCUUUGACGAAUGUGAUGGAGGCUUGUGAGCUAUUGUGUACGAGGGCGAUGGAGAGCCAACAGAAUCUGGUGGAGGCGACGCGUAAACAUAUGACACUGAUGAAGACAGCAAUGGAGGAUAGUAGUAAUGUUCAGGAGAAGAACAUACAGUGGCAGAACGUGGCCAUAGCGUUUGAUGAGCGAGAGGACAUAGCCCAACUGCUGGAGGAUGACCUGUACAAUGCAAGAGACAUGUUGGAGAAACUACGGCACACAAUAGCAGAGGGGAGGAACAAAGCAGAAACCAAGAAGAAUGCUGCACUCAACAAGGCUAAUGAAUCCCUCAAUAAACUCAACAAUGAGCUCAACAAGAAACAGAAUGAGGUUGAUCGAGUGGCGGCAGAAUAUCGAGUGAUGAUGAAGUUCAAGGAUCUCGUUGAAAAGGGAAAGGAACAAUUUAAACGUGAAGUGGAGUCCCUCAUGCCUGAGCUUAGUGCCAAAAUGGGCAAAGGGCACAAACUGACAGAAGAAGAGCUGAAUGUGCUGAUAGCCCACGCCCACCGCAGAAUAGAACAGCUACAACGCCAACUAGCCCAAUAUGAAGCCUCACAAAAUCAGAGGCUCCAGCAGUCGUUGUCCGAUCAGCGAGAUGAGGAUGAACUGAUCACCCAGGCCCGCGUGAAACAGGAACGCGAAAAAAUGCUGCAGGAAUUUGAACUUAUGAAACAGAGAUGGGAAUCCGAAGCCAAGGUUGAGUUUGAGAUUGAGCUACGUCGUGAGCUUGCACGUCAAACAGGGGCCCACAGCGAACAUCUGCAGAAGGUGUUGACUUUACAAGAAGACCAGCUUGUCAAGGACUUUGAGCGAGAAUUACACAUGCGUCUUAUUGAGGAGAGACAGAGGUUUGAGGGAGAGCUGUCUGGAUGGACCGCAAGACUCAGGGGCAUUGAAUCUGCUGUGGCUGCCCGCGCUGCAUCUGAAGCCCAGGCUAAGGAAGCCCAAGACCUCUGGCUAGCAACAGUGGCGCUGAACGGCAGCAUCAAUUAUGGUAAUGAAGAUGGUAAAAGUUGGGAUGAACAACUCAAACCACUAGAGAAAGACGUAGAUACCAUCUUCCUUGCGGCAAAGAAUAACCCCUUUGUCAGCAGGGUGCUUGAGUCAGUACCAGAAAAAGCCCUUAAACGAGGGGUGUACACAGAAGAAAAUCUUCGGGAGAGGUUUAGGAAAGUAAGCAAAGUGGCGAGGCGUGUUGCAUUGAUUGACGAGACCGGUGGCUCAUUGGUUAAGUUCUUUAUGUCAUACCUACAGUUGUUUUUCGUUGUUUCUUCUGUGUACGCAACUACAGAGUCAGAUGAGAUUGACUUAGCCGAAAUGGAUGCUUUCCAGCUAUGUGGUCAUGCAAAGUACUGGCUGGAUCGGGGUGAUCUUGAACAGGCUCUUAAGUUUAUGAACCAGCUUACUGGCGAGCCCCGAAGGGUAGCAGCAGACUGGAUAGAUGAAGCCCGCCUACUGCUGGAAACGAGAAUGGCUGCCCAUGCAUUGAUGGCUUUCGCUUCAUCCUCUGGGCUGGGAACCAUCUUUUAGGAAUUAAUAAUAAUAAAAAAAUAUAAUAAUUUUAUGUUUACAUUUCUAUGUAAACUAUUGGUGCAAUGUGUCCUGUUCAAUGCCUGAAUUUGUAGAAGUUUGGUGUUGUGUUCAAUUCUUGGUGAUUGUUAAAUAUCUGUGCAUGUUUAGGAUAUAACAAAAAUUGAUAGAAUGGUGCGUUGCAUUACUGUUCAAUGUGUGACUUUGCAUGAGAAGUCAUCAAGUUAUAGCAAAGUUUUGUUGAAAAAUGGAUAAUUCCUAUUAAAUAUACAUGUAUGUUGGAAUUAAGAUUUUCAAACAAAUAAUGUCUACGUAAGAUAAUGAUGCAAUUUUUGAAAGAUUUCUUUUGUAUGCAAAAUUUUGUUUUGGACUCGACACUUGUUGAUGUCCAAUUAUGCUUGAAAUCAGCUGUAAUGAAAUGACAAAGCCUAGAUUGAUGCAACGUGAAGUGAAUACAGUACUUGCAGUAGAUAUGAAUAUAUGGAUUUUUUAUAGCUAUAUAUUUAAUCUUGCUUUUUCUUUCCUGAACUGUUUUUUAAUGGUUUCUGAUAGUGGUUGUUGUUAUUUUACAUGUGUGUGCUAAACAUAUGUUUAACAUAUUUUUUGUAGUUAAAUGAUCACAUUUGUAAGAAGAUACGAACUACAUAUGAAUCAUUUAGAAUCAAUUAACAAUGAUAGUGUGAAAUUUCGUAAUGCAUUAUGGAUUAUGGAUAAUUUAUUCUCAUCAUUAGAAAUGUUUUAGUUCUUGCUCAACGCAACUUACAAAAAAAUGGUGCAUAAACAGUAAGCUCCAAUUGUGUCAUGAAUGAAAGGUGGGCUUUUGUUGAACUUUUGACAAUUAUUAAGAAAUAAAAACAUUCAAAGAAGUU